UUGUCCUUUCCUCUGACAAAGGCGAAGAAAAAAGCGUGACAGAGACGGACAAAAAGCUUGAGUGAUCGUCCCUUCCAUCUUCCAAAAAGCUUGAGUGACCAUCUUCAUUCCGAGUAGUGGUACUCAUAUGCCUCUUUUUGACAACUAUGGUCAUGGCCUCAUCUGAUGAAGAAGGUGAGAUUGUACCAGAUUCCGUAACGGAAUACUACUUUGUUGACCACAUUGGGGAACUGGUUUCCUUUUCCACGCUGCCGCUUAAGUGGAAUGAUGGAGAGAUAACAGAGGAGCUCUGUACGAAGAUUUAUGUAUGUGGGACUUCUGAUGAUGGUCUUCAGCAAAUAUAUAAGAAAGUCAUUGCAUGGAAAUUUGAUAUUUCUUAUGUCAUGCCUGAAGUAUAUGUGCUUUCUAAGGAGAAACUGUGGGUAAAACUUUAUCGACCAAGAAAGGGUUAUGAAGAGACGAUCAAAACAAUACUGAUUACAAUUCACUUUCUCCACUUUGUUAAAAAAAAUCCAAGUGGAUCUCAAGAUGCCCUGUGGAAUCAGAUACUGAAAACCUUCAGUACAUUUGAGAUUCUGCCAUCUGAGAAUGAUCUAUUGGGUCACAUGCCAUUGAUCAAUGAAGCUGCAUUGAGGGAUAAAGAUCUUGCAAAAUCUGAGAUUGUAAUAGAUUUGCUGCUGUGUUUUUUGCAUAACCAGUUUACUUGCAUGAGUAAUUGGUUAGGGUCUCUGUCCGCUGCCGGAAAAUUCAGUAGUCAUCAUUCGGUUCAUCUGGUUCUGUAUAGGACACAUCUGUGUUCUAUUCUUCACUCUUGUUUUAAAGAGUUCAGAUCUGUCCUUUUUUGUUUUUAUUCUGUUAAUUCUGAACCCAUGGCAGAAACGAAAUCUGUCGUUACGUCUGAUGUGGUUCCUGUGAUGUCUAAGAUCACGGACCACAAACUCAACAAUUCUAACUAUCUUGAUUGGAGCAAAACGGUUCGUCUUUAUCUGCGAAGCAUUGAUAAAGACAAUCAUCUGACUGAUGAUCCUCCAAAAGAUGGUUCAAGACAGACAUGGCUAAGGGAAGAUGCUAGAUUGUUCCUACAAAUACGGAAUUCUAUUGACAGUGAGCGCUACACUUCAUUUGGUCGUCACUUCACCAAAGUGGAUAAGCUGAAGGAGGUAGUUGACAGGCUCCGGUGGUACGUUGAAGAUGGUGAUACAAUAGUCGACUUCUGUUGUGGCUCAAAUGAUUUCAGUUGUUUAAUGAAAGAAGCUCUGGACAAAUUGGGCAGGAAGUGCUCCUUCAAAAACUAUGAUAUUAUACAACCCAAGAAUGCUUUCAGUUUUGAGAAAAGGAAUUGGAUGAGUAUUUGUCAAGAUGAAUUACCUGCUGGAUCAAAUCUUAUCAUGGGGCUGAAUCCUCCUUUUGGCGUCCAUGCAUCUCUGGCUAAUACGUUCAUUUCAAAAGCUCUGACAUUCAGUCCAAAGCUCAUGAUUCUCAUUGUUCCUAAAGAAACUAAAAGACUUGACAGGGGAAAGUUGCCAUAUGAUUUGAUUUGGGAAGAUGACGAAUUACUUUCUGGGAAGUCCUUUUAUCUGCCUGGGUCAGUGGAUGUGCUUGCUCAGCAAAUCGAGCAGUGGAACGCGCAGACACCACCAUUAUAUUUAUGGAGUCGCCCUGAUUGGACUGUCAAGCACAAAGCAAUAGCUCGAGAGCAUGGCCAUAUUAGCAUGGAACUAGAUGUUGACCGUAUCAGGGAAAUCAAUGUUGAACCUUCUGUUUCCAAUUAUCUAAUGGAAGAUAAGCAUGACUGGUACCAUGAUUUUUCUAGUGUCAUGAAAGGCUACAGUGACAUUACCAGUAUGCUGGAUGAUUUGCCUGAUGAAUUUGAUGGUACUCAACCUGAUCAGCUCAGGGACACUCGUGCUGAGAUGCAGUUUGAUCGCCAGCUGAAGAACAGACGUCCUGAUGCUGAAGAUCAUAGUGUCGACAUGGAUUGGGAAAUUGUGUAGGCUCUGUUAAAACUCCUCGCCAUGAUUAGACAAAUGGGUGUUCCAAGUGCCGUUUUCUGCUGUGUCCGCGAAAGUUCAAAAGCAAAGUUAACAAUUACUCAAUUCUACUGUCUCCGACUUGAAUGAGCUUCAAAGCCUGUUAAAGUGUUGACAACUUCUAUUUGCCCUGGAAUGUUCGGUAACUUACUACCAAAAUUGUACGACUUAAAAAGUAUAAUCCAUUACCUUGGGUAAACUGUUCAUACUGUUCAUCUACGAUGAAUUAUCUUGCGUUACUGAAUGUGUU
Coffea eugenioides is the source of this 2280-nucleotide messenger RNA. Its product is annotated as protein ENHANCED DOWNY MILDEW 2-like. The record is from RefSeq and is a predicted model, not a curated record. The coding region runs from base 147 to 1994 and encodes 615 amino acids. NCBI's taxonomy places the organism in Eukaryota, Viridiplantae, Streptophyta, Magnoliopsida, Gentianales, Rubiaceae. The transcript has 13 exons.